Molecule: messenger RNA, 556 nt
Organism: Olea europaea var. sylvestris
Lineage: Eukaryota; Viridiplantae; Streptophyta; Magnoliopsida; Lamiales; Oleaceae
Product: zinc finger MYM-type protein 1-like
Exons: 2
Source: RefSeq, a predicted model, not a curated record
AUGGAAUUAAGAUUCAAAAAGAGUCAAACAAUUGAUAAAAGUGUGCAAGAACAAAUCAAUAGAGAUAGAGAACAUUGGAGACAAGUAUUACUAAGAAUAAUAUCUGUGGCAAAAAGUCUUGCUGAGAAUAAUUUAACAUUUCGUGGGGAUAAUGAGAAGAUAUAUCAAGAAAAUAAUGGUAUCUUCUUAAGCAUGAUUCAAAUGAUUGCUGAGUUCGAUCCCGUAAUGCAAGAGCAUGUUCGUCGAAUAAAAAAUAAAGAGAUUCAUUAUCAUUAUCUGGGAUACAAAAUUCAGAAUGAGUUGAUACUUAUGCUAGCAGAUAGAAGUUACAAAGAACAAAUGUCUAUAUUAUUGAGGUGUGUAGAUAUUUCGGCAAGUCCAGUGAAGGUUGAAGAAUUCUUUUUAGGGUUUUUAUUGGGGGAUGAUACAUUGGGUAAGGGACUUUUUGAUGAACUGGUGGAUGUUUUGAAUAAUUUAGAACUUGAUAUUGAUAAUGUAAGGAAUCAAGGCUAUGAUAAUGGUGCUAACAUGAAAGGACAACAUAAAGGAGUUCAAA